AACUGAUGGCAAGGCAUGGACUAAAACUGUUUCUUUUGCCUGCCUUGGGAAUAUAACCGAUCUAGACAGUAUUUUGCCGAUAAUAGUCUACAAACCUUCGGGGACCAGGGAAAAAUCGAGACCGAAAACGACUGAAAACUAUCGUGAAAAAUGGCACGGUUUCCCGACGAAAAAUUCCGUAACUGGCUUAAAGCUACAGAAAGUCUUAUCAUACUGAGAGAAGGGAUUCGCUCCUUCCUGGAAAACGAAACUGAAAAUUAUCACACCAUCCUGCUGAGUAAACUUAGCAACACUUUGGAAGAGGCAAUCUGUCAAAAUAAAUGUGAUGGAAGCGAGUGGAAAAACAAAAUACCUGACUGUAAGGUCUGUACACCAUGGAAAAAGGAACUCUUGGCCAAUCAUGCAAAGGGUAGGCCUAUUCAUUGGAACAACUGCGUGCCGUAUCUGUGGCCAAAAGAGAAAUGGGAGGUGGCCAAGGUAUACAUGCCAAAGGGACACAGACACCACAACACCUAUGAUGCUUUUGAUAUAGCAGCAUUACUUAACCUAAUGGGCCAUUGUACUCACUUCCACAAAUUUAUUAAGGACCAACACACCAACAAGGUGAUUAAUGUGAGAAACCGUGUGACGCAUUCUCCUAACAACACAUUGACCAACCAGGACUUUCAGGAGCACUUGGAAAAGAUAAAAGAUUUUGCCCGCCUCUUGGAUAAAUAUGCAAAUGACCUACAAAUGCUGCCAGAUAAGAUUGCCAAGUUAUGUGAGGAAGUGGAUAGAGGACUUCCAUAUAUCAUAUUACAGAGUACAGCAGGAGACAUCAAAUAUUAUCCAACAGAGGAAUUUACAAAGAUAGAACAGAGAGCCCUGAAAGAGAAGAUUGAGUAUUUGACCCAAUGCUGUGAGGAGGACCAAGAAGGCAUCAGAGAGAACAUUGAGGGUAUGUGGAGGUUUGUUCAGAGGAAUGAGGACCUGAAGGUGACGCUGGCACCACAGAUGGAGCAGCUGCUCUCUAACAACAGAUGGCUUGAGGAUUUGAAGGAGAGCUCAUUUUGUUAUCUGUUUUAAUACAUUUGAAUGGCUAGGUAUGGGCAGACAGUUUGUUUGAUUUCUUUCACUUUUGUUUAAAAAACAAUAUGUAGCCUGCUUACAUAAGAAAUGCGGAAUAUUUUUUACUCAUGCUUAAAAUAUAUUUACAUGUACGAUACUCCUUUACAUAAGGCUACUCAUUGCUAUGUUUAUACAGUAUUACAUCAUUUUUAAAGUCAUAAGGCCUGGCCUGGCUAGGUGAUUAGAAGAAACGCCACAGUCGGGAGCGCUAUAGUUUUUUGACCACAUAACUCUAGACAUGAAAAGAACACACAUUAGAAGCUUUCUCCAUUUACAUUGACACAUGCAUACACCAUUGGGUAUUUAAGUUGAAUUUAGAAGGAUAGUAGAAAUCCUAUAUUUGUUGGAAUUAAGUUUACGUUUUUGAACAUGCAUCAGAAAUCCCUCCGCCUUGGCUCGCGUGGCGGCUUUAUAGAAGUAAGAGGACAAGUUGCUGAAACAGCUAGCAUGCACGCAUGCACGAUCAGCAGUCCAAGCUCAGUGCAAAUCAAACCAGCUAAUAACUGAACAAAAUCGAACAAAACACCAUGCCAAUCUCUAGGUAUGGUGAAGGGUGUGUGGUGAUGUGGGGCUAUUUUAGUUCCAAAGGUCCAAGGAACUUUAUCGGGAUGCAUAGUAUCCUGGAUCCAUGAAAUAAGUGGUCUUUAAAAAUAAAAACUGCCCCUAUGUUAACCCUAUGUGUUAAAUUCCCAUAGGGUUACAUAGGGAUGCCACCACUUAUGACCCCAGUAUUUUGGGAAGAACAUUUAUUUAUUUAUGAUAGACAUAAUGAUGGUUAGUCCAUGGUAUAAAUGGCUUUUCUUGUGUCAAAGAGCUGAACUGUCAUAUGUUAUGAGUUUAUAACAAUGUUACACUGGCUAUGAAUGGUGGACAAUUUACUCAUUUGAAAAUGACCCACACACACACACACACACACACACACACACACACACACUGCAGGUACACAGAUACACACACACGGGCUCACAAAGAGGAACACACACCCACAUACACGUACACAUACAAGCAUAAACAUGCAUGCAGGCUAACACACACACUCAAAGAUAUGGCUGUGUGCUCGCUUGUCAACAAAGUAUACUUUGCUGAUGUAGAAUAGUAGUGAGGAAGUGCGCACAAGUUUUAUUUAGUGGUGUAUGACAUACAGACAUACAGUAAUUUCCUGUGUAUUAGCCACAUUGUGUAUAAGCCGCAGUGUUUUAUGCAAGUUGAAAGAAACAAAAAACAUAUUAAAACCAUAUUAACUUACCCCGCGUAUAUAACCUCAUAGGCAGCUGAACACAUUUAGCAAAAUCAGUGUAUAAGCCACAGCUAAUAGUUGGGAAAUUACAGCAGUAAGAAUACAUGGCAUACCACUAUUGUACAGUGUACACCAUGCAAUGAUAUAAAACAAAUAAAAGU
Molecule: messenger RNA, 2505 nt
Organism: Sardina pilchardus (European sardine)
Lineage: Eukaryota; Metazoa; Chordata; Actinopteri; Clupeiformes; Clupeidae
Exons: 6
Coding region: 151-1065 (304 amino acids)
Source: RefSeq, a predicted model, not a curated record